CCUCAAGCUUUGCAUGGGAAAAAGGGGAUCAGAAAUGCAUCAGAAAUCCUUGAAGUAUUGAGACAAGUGAAAGUCAAUAUUCCAUUGCUGGAUAUGAUUAAACAAGUUCCAACAUAUGAAAAAUUCCUAAAGGACUUGUGUACUAUCAAAAGAGGGUUGAAUGUGAAUAAGAAAGCCUUCUUGACUGAGCAAGUAAGUGUUAUCAUACAAUGCAAGUCUCCUUUGAAGUACAAAGAUCCGGGAUGUCCUACCAUUUCAGUCAUGAUUGGAGGAAAGGUAGUGGAGAAAGCUUUGUUAGACUUGGGAGCAAGUGUGAAUUUGCUACCAUACUCUGUCUACAAGCAAUUGGGACUUGUUACUGGUGAAGUUCCAAGUGAGUGGAAAGCACAAGAUAAAAAGCACUUCUUUGCAAAGAUUCAUGCUUAUUAUUGGGAAGAGCCUUUCCUUUUCAAGUAUUGUGCAGACCAAAUAAUAAGGAAGUGUGUCCCUGAAGAAGAGAGUUGUGAUAGAUGCCAAAGGCUCGGGAAGCUUACAAAAAGAAAUCAAAUGCCCAUGAACCCCGUUCUAAUAGUUGAUCUCUUUGAUGUUUGGGGCAUUGACUUCAUGGGACCUUUCCCAAUGUCUUUUGGUAACUCUUAUAUCUUUGUGGGGGUGGACUAUGUUUCUAAAUGGGUUGAGGCAAUCUCCUGUAAACACAAUGAUCACAGGGUGGUUCUCAAGUUUCUUAAGGAGAAUAUCUUCUCAAGAUUUGUGGUGCCCAAGGCCAUUAUCAGUGAUGGAGGUACUCAUUUUUGCAACAAACCUUUUGAAACCCUAUUAGCCAAGUAUGGAGUGAAGCAUAAGGUAGCCACACCUUAUCUUCCUCAGACUUCCGGGCAAGUUGAGUUAGCCAACAGGGAAAUCAAGAACAUAUUGAUGAAGGUGGUGAUCACGAGCAAAAGAGAUUGGUCUAUUAAGCUUCAUGAUUCACUAUGGGCAUAUAGAACAGCUUACAAGACUAUUCUUAGCAUGUCUCCCUAUCGCCUAGUCUAUGGAAAAGCAUGCCAUCUCCCCGUGGAAGUUGAAUAUAAGGCUUGGUGGGCAAUCAAGAAGUUAAACAUGGACUUGAUCAGGGCCGGGGCAAAGAGCUGCUUAGACCUUAAUGAGAUGGAGGAAUUAAGAAAUGAUGCUUACAUCAAUUCCAAAGUUGCAAAACAGAGGAUGAAGAGGUGGCAUGAUCAAUUAAUCUCCAACAAAGAAUUUCGGAAAGGACAAAAAGUCUUACUCUAUGACUCAAGGCUACAUAUCUUUCCUAGGAAGCUCAAAUCAAGGUGGAUAGGUCCUUUCAUUAUUCACCAAUCCAUGACCACACACACGGUUCGGGAUCCUACUGUUAUCCACUUCACCAUAGACGGACACCAUGGUAUUCUGGGAGCCAGGCACAUAGCAGAGGCGCUCCGUAUUCCCUAUGAGUCAGCACGUCCAAAGGAUUUUCAAGUCUGGACUCAUCCUGCACAGAGUGACAUAGUCCACAUUCUGUCCAGAGAGGCAUCCUCGCGCCAGUAUCUGUUGAGGAAGGAGCUCCCCCCCAAGAAGGUCCAUAGGAAGAAGCUGCUCAAAGUGGAUGCCAUUCCACUUCUCUUCCCUAGAUUGCUAUGCCAGAUUUUGGAGCACUUGGGAUACCCAUCAGACCCUCUGCUUGAGCGUAGACGUAUUUGUCGAGAGAUAUUCACUCUCGAAAAAUGGACGAGUAUGACAGCAUAUGGUGCAGAGCCGGGAGCCCUAGUUGGACCAGAGCAUCUAGAGAUUCCACAUGCAGAGCAGCCAGAAGAGCCACAACCGGUUGAGAUACCAGUUGACAUUACACCACCUGCCCCUACAGUGGCCUCUCUAGAGCCUAUACCUGAGGUUGCACCCUCUGCUCCUCCUGCCACACCACGGACUCCCCCUGUUAUUCCAGUUACAUCUGAGCCAUCUCCUUCAUCUGAGCCUAGGAUUGCUAUACCCAUUUCCGAGUAUAGAGGCCUAUGCCACACUUUCCAGGCAUUGGCCACUUCUCAGAGCAUCCUCACUCAGCAGAUGACAGCUCUUCGUGCUCAUCAGGGGCAGAUUAUCGCCACUUAG
Molecule: messenger RNA, 2103 nt
Organism: Vitis vinifera (wine grape)
Lineage: Eukaryota; Viridiplantae; Streptophyta; Magnoliopsida; Vitales; Vitaceae
Exons: 6
Biological process (GO): DNA integration
Molecular function (GO): nucleic acid binding
Source: RefSeq, a predicted model, not a curated record